Aureobasidium subglaciale EXF-2481 is the source of this 3318-nucleotide messenger RNA. RefSeq lists its product as uncharacterized. The coding region runs from base 1 to 3318 and encodes 1105 amino acids. The record is from RefSeq and is a predicted model, not a curated record. The transcript has 2 exons. Gene Ontology annotation, molecular function: ATP binding; P-type sodium:potassium-exchanging transporter activity; ATP hydrolysis activity. Lineage: Eukaryota; Fungi; Ascomycota; Dothideomycetes; Dothideales; Saccotheciaceae. Gene Ontology annotation, cellular component: membrane. Gene Ontology annotation, biological process: intracellular potassium ion homeostasis; potassium ion import across plasma membrane; sodium ion export across plasma membrane.
AUGGAGAGGGUCAUCACCACGAAUGAACGCUCCCGAAUCACCUUCGAGCCCGAGGACCGUCUUGAACGUCGUCGUCGUCACAGUCGACAGCGAUCACAGAGUCGCGACUCUAUCAGCAGUAUCAGAUCGCGAGCACAAUCGACUUCUGCUGCUGCCGGCCUUCCAAUUGAGUUUCGCACCCUUUCCUUCCAGGUUGCCCAUUCACAAACUAUCAACGAUGUCGUCUCAGAAUCAAAAUGGAGACGCAAGGCAGCCCCCAAGACCAAGAAGACCAAGACACCAUUCAAGAAGACACCGAAGGCAGAAGACAAGCGACAGAACGAUGCAGAGCACUUUGAGAAGUUGGACUUCCACAUUCUCGAUGCCGACUCAGUGAUCCACGGGCUUCAAUCAUCCUCCACGCUGGGUUUGACAGCCGAAUAUGCUUCCACUCGCCUCGCGACUGAUGGAAAGAACAUGCUUCCUCGCAGGCGACAGAAUUAUGCUAAGAAGUUGUUCGAAUACGUAUUCGGCGGCUUCUGUAGCGUGCUCUGGGUCGGUGUAAUUAUCUUCUUCAUCUGUUGGAAACCGUUAGGAAAUCCUGACCCUCAAGCAUACAACUUGGGUCUUGCUAUCCUGGUCCUCAUCGUUAUCUUCCUCCAAGCAUGCUUCUCCGCCUUCCAAGAUUGGUCCACCGGCCGUACAAUGAAUGCCAUCUUGGACCUGCUACCAGCUGACGCGCUCGUUAUUCGCGCCGGUCAAACUACAAAGGUGCCUUCGACCGAUCUCGUUGUCGGUGACAUUGUCAAGAUCAGCAUCGGUAACAAAGUUCCUGCCGAUGUUCGUCUGUUGGCAACUUCGGGAGAUGUUCGCUUCGACAGAUCAAUGCUUACAGGAGAAUCUGAUGAGAUUGAGGGCGCUGUCGAGUCUACUGACAAGAACUUCCUCGAGAGUCGCAACAUCGGCCUCAUGGGCACUAUGGUCACCAACGGCUCUGCUACUGGUAUUGUCGUCUUGACUGGAAAGGACACCUGUAUGGGUCGCAUCUCCAGUGCUAUGGCUGGUGCCAAAGAGAAGCCAACUCUUAUCCAACUUGAGAUCAACCGCUUCGUCAAGAUCAUCGUCUGCCUGACAGUCGUCCUCGCCUUGGCCAUUCUUUUGACAUGGGUUGGUUGGUUGCGUCGCGACCAUCCAGCUUACAUGAGCACAGUAGCAAUGCUCAAUAAUGUCAUGGGAUGUGUGGUUGCUUUCAUUCCAGAAGGUAUGCCUGUCGCGGUGGCCUUGACUCUCAUGAUGGUCGCUCGUCGCAUGAAGAGCAGCAACAUCCUGCCCAAGGGCCUUUCGACUGUCGAAACAUUGGGCUGCGUGAACGUCAUCUGUUCUGACAAGACCGGAACCUUGACUGAGAACAAGAUGGUCGUCACCAGUGUUGGCUUCGUCGAUGAGCAGCUCACCGUUACUGAAGCCCUCUCAAAGAUGGAGACUGGUGACAACACAGUUCUCACCGAGCUCCACCGUGCCGCCGCACUGUGUAACGACGCUACCUUCGAUCCUUUGUCUAUGGAACUUCCUGUACUGGACCGUGAAGUUCAAGGCAACGCCACCGAUGGAGCUGUAUUGAAAUUCGCAGAAGUCGCUCAUGCUGACUCAACCAAGAGCCUACCUGACGCCCACCCGCGCAAAUAUCAGAUUCCCUUCAACAGCAAGAACAAGUGGAUGCUUACUCUUCACGACGAAGUCGAUGAGAACUACGAGUCUGCUCCCGAGAAGACCAAGUAUCUCGUCUACGUUAAGGGCGCCCCCGACAAGCUUCUCCCCUUCGCAACUUCUUACUGGUCUGCUAAGAACAGCUCUGUGUUACCUCUUGAUGCUGCAGCCAAAGCACAGUUCAGCGCUCUCCAGGAACGUCUUUCUCGCAAUGCUGAACGUGUUAUUCUCCUUUGCCAACGUCACUACAGUCCUGUGGAGGCUCUCGGCACCAACGCUUUCGGAGACGAGAUUCUGGAAAACGGUAUCGCCGAUCUGACCAUCAUUGGUGUCCUUGGUAUAACCGAUCCUCCUCGCAAGGAGACCGCCCCUACUGUCGCCUCGUGCCGUCGCGCUGGUGCGCGUUUCUUCAUGGUCACUGGUGACUUCGGAUUGACUGGUGCUGCUAUCGCUCGUAAUGUCGGUAUCUUCACCCACAGCGGCGAGCCUGACACCUACGAAACAAUCGCCGAAGGCCACACUUUUGUCAAUGACUCCGAAAAGGGUGCCCGUGUCAACAACAGUCUCUUGCUCGAAGGCCCAUCCAUCAACAAGCUCACCGACGAGGACUGGGACAUUGUCUGUAGCUAUGAGGAGAUCGUCUUCGCCCGCACUACACCUGAGCAGAAGUUGCGCAUCGUCAACGAACUCAAGGACCGCGACAAUGUUGUUGCAGUCACUGGUGACGGCGUCAACGAUGCACCUGCUCUUAAGGCUGCUGAUGUCGGUAUCGCCAUCGCUGCUGGCUCUGACGUUGCGCUCGAGGCUUCCGACUUGGUACUCCUUGACAAAUUCGAUUCCAUCGUCGAGGCCAUCCGCUUGGGUCGCCUGGUCUUCCAAAACUUGCAGAAGAGCAUCAUCUUCCUGCUUCCAGCAGGCUCCUUCAGCGAGAUCUGGCCCGUCAUGCUUAACGUCUUCUUCGGUGUGCCUCUCCCACUCUCUUCCUUCCUCAUGAUCAUCAUCUGUGUCUUUACCGAUCUUUUCCUCAGUAUGUCCUUGGUCAUGGAAAAGGAAGAAUUUGAUCUCCUCGAGCUGCCCCCUAGAAACCACAAGAAGGAUCACCUGAUUAACAUGAAGAUUUACGGACAAGCAUACCUCUUCAUCGGUGUUAUGGAGACUAUCUGCGCUCACGCAAUGUUCUUCCUCUACUACUGGCGUCACGCCAGAAUCCCCAUCAGCGACCUCUUCUUCGCUUUCGAGGGUUACUCUGAAGGUUUCCAUGGAUACACUCAAGCCGAGCUCACGCACUUCAACACUGUCGGUCAAGGUGUCUACUUUGUCACUCUGGUGUUCCUGCAGAUGGGUAACUUGCUCAGUGUACGCAGUAAGCGCAUGUCCAUCCUCCAAGCCGACCCCUUCCGUGCCGAGCGCCGUAACCCAUGGCUCUUGGCUGGUAUGGUCGUUUCCUUUGCUAUUGCAAUUUUCGUCACCAUGGUCCCUGGUAUCCAGACAAUCUUUGGUACUGCCACUGUACCCCUCGAGUUCUGGUUGAUCCCUAUUCCUCUUGCUUUGGGCAUUUUGAUCAUGGAUGAGAUUAGAAAGGUGUUGGUUAGAUCUUUCCCCAACGGUGUGCUGGCAAAGAUCGCAUGGUAG